Messenger RNA from Pipistrellus kuhlii (Kuhl's pipistrelle), 808 nucleotides. RefSeq names its product lin-7 homolog B, crumbs cell polarity complex component (gene LIN7B). Gene Ontology annotation, biological process: neurotransmitter secretion; maintenance of epithelial cell apical/basal polarity; protein localization to basolateral plasma membrane. The coding region runs from base 87 to 704 and encodes 205 amino acids. Gene Ontology annotation, molecular function: L27 domain binding. Lineage: Eukaryota; Metazoa; Chordata; Mammalia; Chiroptera; Vespertilionidae. Gene Ontology annotation, cellular component: MPP7-DLG1-LIN7 complex; synapse; cell-cell junction. The record is from RefSeq and is a predicted model, not a curated record. The transcript has 6 exons.
GGCGCCCGUCGCCGGGGGCGUGGCCUCCGGAAGCCCCGCCCUCCCCGCUGGCGACCGGGCGGGCGGCUCGCCGCAGCGGCGCCGACAUGGCUGCGCUGGUGGAGCCGCUGGGGCUGGAGCGGGACGUGUCCCGGGCGGUGGAGCUCCUCGAGCGGCUGCAGCGCAGCGGGGAGCUGCCCCCGCAGAAGCUGCAGGCCCUCCAGCGCGUCCUGCAGAGCCGCUUCUGCUCCGCCAUCCGCGAGGUGUACGAGCAGCUCUAUGACACGCUGGACAUCACCGGCAGCGCCGAGAUCCGGGCCCACGCCACAGCCAAGGCCACCGUGGCUGCCUUCACCGCCAGCGAGGGCCAUGCGCACCCCAGGGUGGUGGAGCUGCCCAAGACGGAGGAGGGCCUGGGCUUCAACAUCAUGGGGGGCAAGGAGCAGAACUCGCCCAUCUACAUCUCCCGCGUCAUCCCUGGGGGCGUGGCCGACCGCCACGGAGGCCUCAAGCGUGGGGACCAGCUGUUGUCGGUGAAUGGUGUGAGCGUGGAGGGCGAGCAGCACGAGAAGGCGGUGGAGCUGCUGAAGGCGGCCCAGGGCUCGGUGAAGCUGGUGGUGCGCUACACGCCCCGCGUGCUGGAGGAGAUGGAGGCCCGCUUCGAGAAGAUGCGCUCCGCCCGCCGGCGCCAGCAGCACCAGAGCUACUCGUCCUUGGAGUCCUGAGGCUGAAACCACAGAUCUGGACCCUCCCGCUCUCCCCCCCCCCCCGCCACCUCCCCCUGUACAGUAUUUAUUGUCACCGGCUCCUUAUUUAAAGAUCUUUGCCC